AUGGACAUAGGCACGGAUCAAGAGAGAGACUUGAACACAGGCAUGACUCUCGAUCUCGGCAUAGGAGACAUCACCGUGAAGACCGCCACCGACCACGGAAACCUGCUCACGAGCGGUCUCACUCUCGAAGGCGUGAACAUGAUCCACAAGACAAAAGUAAAAAAGCAGUGCCACCGCACCCAUCCCGUCAUCGUCAUCGUCGUCAUACCUCAGAAGACCGUCCAAAGCACCGUCAUCGUCACCAACGCCAAUCUCAUGGGCACCCCUCAGACCCACAAGCUGGCCGAGUAG
Messenger RNA from Pyrenophora tritici-repentis Pt-1C-BFP, 291 nucleotides. NCBI's taxonomy places the organism in Eukaryota, Fungi, Ascomycota, Dothideomycetes, Pleosporales, Pleosporaceae. The record is from RefSeq and is a predicted model, not a curated record.